Messenger RNA from Ochotona curzoniae (black-lipped pika), 284 nucleotides. It is a transcript of the gene PDE6G, whose product is annotated as phosphodiesterase 6G. The record is from RefSeq and is a predicted model, not a curated record. Gene Ontology annotation, biological process: positive regulation of epidermal growth factor receptor signaling pathway; visual perception; positive regulation of G protein-coupled receptor signaling pathway. The transcript is spliced from 3 exons. Gene Ontology annotation, cellular component: photoreceptor outer segment membrane. The coding region runs from base 1 to 264 and encodes 87 amino acids. Lineage: Eukaryota; Metazoa; Chordata; Mammalia; Lagomorpha; Ochotonidae. Gene Ontology annotation, molecular function: cGMP binding; 3',5'-cyclic-nucleotide phosphodiesterase activity.
AUGAGCCUGGAGCCCCCCAAGGCAGAGAUCCGGUCGGCCACCAGGGUGACUGGGGGGCCGGUCACCCCCAGGAAGGGGCCCCCUAAAUUUAAGCAGCGGCAAACCAGGCAGUUCAAGAGCAAACCGCCCAAGAAAGGUGUCCAGGGGUUUGGAGAUGACAUCCCUGGGAUGGAAGGCCUCGGUACAGACAUCACGGUCAUCUGCCCCUGGGAAGCCUUUAACCACCUGGAGCUGCACGAGCUGGCCCAAUACGGAAUCAUCUAGUGGACACCGCCAGUCCCGCC